Molecule: messenger RNA, 2705 nt
Organism: Ectocarpus siliculosus
Lineage: Eukaryota; Phaeophyceae; Ectocarpales; Ectocarpaceae
Source: the annotation of a GenBank genome assembly
AUGAGCGUGUCUGCUGGCGGCUACUCGAGGAGGAGCUCCAGAGCCGGGAGUACUAGCGCGGCACGUCCUAAUGGCACAGAAAGCGUUGGGGGUGGUGCGCAGGUCCGGCGAAGGAGGGGCACGGACAACCCGCACUCUCGCUUGUUUGUGAAGAAGGUCAAGGCCAUGGAGUCCAGCGGGGACUGGAAAGCCGUCCUCCGCGAGCUAGACGCCGCGGAAGGGCGCGCCGCCGCCACCGCGGCCGCCGCCGCCUCCACAUCAGCGGCCGUCGCCCCCCGAGCCGAGCCGAUGACGGUGUACAUGUACACCGCGUGCAUCACCACCAUGUCCAAGUGCAAGCGGUGGAGGGAGGCCCUUGAGGUUCUUGACAGGAUGAUGGCGGCGGCGCAGGAGGAAGGGGGCGGUGGGGAGCUCACCCCGAACGUGAACACGAUGAGCGCGGUGAUAACGGCCUGCGGGAGGUGCGGCCAAGGCAAGGCGGCGCUAGAGGUGCUCGAGAGGAUGAAGACCAUCGGCGAUGAAGCCGGGGGGUUGAAGCCCGACCUGCACUGCCUCAGCGCGGCAAUCGACGCCGCGGGGGGUGCGGGGGAGUGGGAGGCCGCCCUCCGUGUCUUGGACGACCUUCGCGCUGCUGGAAUAAAGCCGGAUAGCUUCGUGUACAGGGCUGCCAUAACGGCGUGCGGAAACGGGGACAAGCUCGAGAUGGCGCUGCAGCUGCUGCGCGACAUGCGUGAGGACCCUGAUGUUCCAGUCGACGUUGCCAGCUUCAACGCUGCCAUCACCGCAUGCGGAAGAUGCAAGCAGUGGCAGAGGGCGAUAUCCUUGCUGAGAGAGAUAACCACUGAGGGCCUGGCCCCGGGACUCGUGAGCUACGGCGCCGCCAUAACCGCCUGCGCCACUUGCAACCAGGGCGACGCCGCGGUGGAGCUGCUGCGCGAGCUGCCCAUCGUGGGCAUCACCCCGGACUCGAUGGUCUACACCUCCGUCAUCUCGGCCUGCGGGCGGGCCGGCCAAUGGGAGCGGGCCGUCGACCUCUUUCGAGAGAUCAGCAUGCUCCGGGUCGGGUUUCGGCCCGACGCGGUGUCGUACUCGGCCGUGAUCACCGCUCUCGGGGAGGGUGGGCAGUGGGAGGAGGCGUUGAGGUUCUUGCGCGAGAUGCCCCAGGCCGGGGUCAAGCCGGACGUGGUCUGCUUCAACUCGGCGGUCACGGCGUGCGCGAAGAGCGGCCGGUGGGAGGAGGCCGGGGGCUUGCUGAGGGAGAUGCUGCAGGCGACGUCGUCGCCGACGUCUUCUCCGUGGUGGUCCUCUUCGGGGGCACGGCGGACAGGAGAGGCGGGAGGGGGUGCAGCGGCUGCUGCCGCCGCCGGAACAGCGCGACGAAGAAACGUCGAAGGUCCCGCGAUAUCAGCAAGGUCAGGUAGGGUACCGGCAGCCGCAGCACCGGUAUCAGGCCGAAGGAGAGGCGGUGGCGGUGGCGGAAACAGCGGCGGCGGCGGCGGCGGCGGCAGCAGCAGCAGAGAGGCGGAAACGGGCCGCUUUUUCUACUGCAGACCCAACGUCGCGACGUUCAACGCGGCCAUGCAGGCCGCGGGGAGCGCGGGGGAGUGGCGGGAGGCCCUGACGCUCCUGCGAGGCAUGCUCGCAGAAAAAAUCGCCCCGAACGCGACGUCGUACACCUCCGCCAUCGCCGCCUGCGGCUUCGCGGGCGAGUGGGAACAGGCCUUGAACCUCCUGAGAGCCCUGAAGAAGGGAGAGGGAAAGCUGGGCGUGGGGGCAUACAACGCGGCCAUCAAGGCCUGCGGAGAAGCCGGCCGCUUCGAGGAAGCCGUUGGGAUUCUGAGAGAGAUGGAGGCCGACGUGGGCCUGGAGAUCCCGUCGUCGUCGACAACGAGAACAACCUCGCGUCCGGACGUAACCACCUACACGGCAGCCAUCGCGGCGUGCGGGCGUGCGGGGGAAUACCGGCGGGCGGUGCUGCUCCUCCGCGAGAUGCCCACGGUCGGCAUCACGCCCAGCGGGAUCAGCUACAACGCGGCCAUGACCGCCUGUGGCCGCAGCGGGCAGUGGGAGCUUUCCCUGUCGCUCCUGAGGGAAAUGGCCAAGCUGGGCGUGUCGCCAGACGUGGUCAGCUUCAACUCGGUUAUGUCGGCGCUGGGCGAUGCGGGGGAAUGGGAACGAGCGGUUGGCCUGCUUGGGGAAAUCAGCGGCAGCGGUGGUGGGGACGCUGUACGUCCGGACUACGUGAGCUUCGCGACUGCCAUCCGAGCGUGCGAGAUGGCUGGACGGUUGGACGAUGCCGCCGGUUUGCGGGCGGAGGCGGCGAGUCUGGGGCUGCUGCCCGCGGGGGAGAGCGGCGAUGCAGCGGGCCUGUCUUCUGGGCUGACGGUCGAUGCCAACGAAGGCGAGGUGGUUACGACGAGGUUCCCUGUAACGCCGGCCGAGAUCGCCUCCGGUUCAUUUGCAAAGCCUUCCCGAGGAAAAUUACGUCGCCCCGCUGGUGUAGAAGCAGCAGCGGGAGAAAGUACCACCCCAGUAUAGUCGGGAGAGUGCGAAACGGUGCAUGCAGGCGUUUGGGAUGGGAUGGGAUGGGGGGUUGGGUUGUACUCAAAAUGUAAACCCAUGCCGGAGUCGUAAUAGAGACCAUUGAUCUCGCACCCCUAGAGUACCAGGACGGAGUGGAGCGAUAAGCUCGGGGGGGGGGCUUG